GGGACAUUGAUUUAGACUUCAAUGGCUUACGCGUUUUUCGCUUUCUUUGCUUGCGUUGUUCUCGCUUAUGGCGACCAAAUACCGGCAGUUCUGUGGCAUGGAAUGGGAGACUCGUGCUGCAAUCCGUUGAGCCUCGGACGAAUUGAGAAGAUGAUCGUAGACAAGAUACCGGGUAUUUACGUCAAGUCUAUUUCGAUCGGAGACAACAUUAUUGAGGAUACGUUCAAUGGUUUCUUUAAGAACGCAAACGAACAGAUUGAUAUCGUUUGUGCUCAACUCAAAGCAGAUCCCAAAUUGGCAAACGGAUACAACGCAAUGGGCUUCAGUCAAGGCGGACAGUUUUGGAGGGCUGUUGCACAGCGUUGUCCGACCCCGCCGAUGUUCAAUCUGGUUUCGGUGGGCGGCCAGCAUCAAGGAGUUUUUGGAUUUCCUCGUUGCCCGGGAAGUGAGGCUCUGUGUGAAAUGGUCCGUAAACUGCUUAAUUAUGGAGUCUACGAGAGGUAUGUACAAGACAAUCUUGUUCAAGCUGAAUAUUGGCAAGAUCCUCUGAACGAAACUGAGUACAGAAAAUAUAGUGUCUUCCUUGCAGACAUCAAUCAAGAAAAUGUAAAAAAUGCGACUUACAAGGAGAAUCUGAUGAAGCUGAAGAACUUUGUGAUGGUGAAGUUCCUGCAGGACACGAUGGUUCAACCGAAGGAAAGUGAGUGGUUCGGAUUCUAUAAACCUGGACAGGACAAAGAAACAUUUACCCUACAGGAAAGUCCACUCUACAUGGAGGACUGGCUCGGAUUGAAAGAAAUGGAUGCCGCCGGGAAGCUCCAUUUCCUUACCUCUGACACAGACCAUCUUCAAUUCAACGACACUUUCUUCAACAACGAGCUGCUGCCGUUUCUCAAGUAGAUUCCACGCUGACCGUUUUGUCUUACUUGAUGUGCUAGAGCUGCAAACGUAUUAAUUAAACAGAUGUUUAGUAUGCAUAGAAGGUUAUGGUUAGUUGAUAGUGGCUGUUGGCAAUCAACUUAUACUUGAUGGAUGGAGUUUAGUGUUUUUGUUUGUAUGGAGAAUUGGAAGUAGGCAGGAUGGACUGUA
This is a messenger RNA of Corticium candelabrum, 1089 nucleotides long. RefSeq names its product palmitoyl-protein thioesterase 1-like. NCBI's taxonomy places the organism in Eukaryota, Metazoa, Porifera, Homoscleromorpha, Homosclerophorida, Plakinidae. The transcript is spliced from 11 exons. Gene Ontology annotation, biological process: protein depalmitoylation; receptor-mediated endocytosis. Gene Ontology annotation, molecular function: palmitoyl-(protein) hydrolase activity. Gene Ontology annotation, cellular component: lysosome. The record is from RefSeq and is a predicted model, not a curated record. The coding region runs from base 22 to 900 and encodes 292 amino acids.